GAUCACACAAGAGUUAUCUGUCUUUAUAGCGAGUGUAUUAUUUUUGCUUGAAACUCUGUCACUGCACACAAAGCAAUUUCUUUCCGAGGAUUUCUGUGACCUUUUUUUCCUUUGUGAUUUCUUGCCAAGUAUUUAUUCAUCAUUUUUGUCUGUUUCUUCCUGGUUUCAUUAAUGGAAAGGAAGACAAGUCUUACAAAGUAACGAAGCUCGUAAAAUAGUAAGCUCAGAAGCUGUUCAUAGAGCCCUAACAAAAACCCAGAAAAACCCAGCUCCAACGUUUUGAGAAAAUUGCUUUCUACCAGAAAAGCUUCGAAUACUAAACCAGACAUGAAUUCCUCGUCGGAGCACAAAAGUUCUGAUGUACAAUUAUUCCUGGACAAGUUGACUAAAAACAAAUCCAAUAGCACUCUAAGUCAAUGUGACAACGGCAUGGGUUUAAGCCCAAUCCAGUUAUCAGAUAAUCCUCGGAUGAAAAAAACUAUUCAAUUAGAAAAUGCAGUACCAAGCACCUUAGCUACAAAAGAUCAAAAGAUAACAUAUAAUAAGGAAAAUUCUGCCAUUGAUAAAGAUACUACAGGCAGCCAAUUACAAAAAUGCCAAUCUGAAAAUAUCCAGCCUCAAAAUAUCCAGCCUCAAAAUAGUCAGCCUCAAAAUAUCCAGCCUCAAAAUAGUCAGCCUCAAAAUAUCCAGCCUCAAAAUAGUCAGCCUCAAAAGAAGAAAAAACGCAAAAAGGCAAAAACUAGAAAUAUAAAUUUGGACAAUGAUAUACAAGUCGACUUCUUGCCCCAGGAAUUACAAGCAAAAGCUUGUCAGAUGAAAGGCAGCCAGAUGAAAGGUAGCGAGAUGAAAGGCAGCCAGUUAAAAGGUAGCGAGAUGAAUGGCAGCCAGUUAAAAGGUAGCGAGAUGAAAGGCAGCCAGUUAAAAGGUAGCGAGAUGAAUGGCAGCCAGAUGGCAUGCGGAUCUUUAACAUUGUCUUUCAAAACAACCCAACAACAGAACUUAGGACAAAACAAGAGCGCAAUAAAAAACUGUCCACAUGUUAAAAAUUUUUAUCUCGGAGGUAAAAAUGGCCAAACUGGCGAUGUUGAACUGGCAUCAAUUUUACAAGAUUUUGAUACAGAUUAUCCUUUAAUUUGUGAAAACUGCGCAGAAAUGUGCCAAGUGGAAGAAGCCAAGAUUGCAUCGCAAUCCCACAAUCCAAUGCUAAAAUUAAAUUCACUUGGCAAAGAAUAUCGUGAAAAUAAUCAACCUGAAGAACGACUCAAAAUGUUGGAAACUAAAGGACCAUUUUUUAGUAAAGACGCAAUAUUGAAUCCAUCAACAGAACUUAAUCAAAAUAACUCAAAUGCAGCACCAAAGCCGAAUCCAGAUAAUUCCAAAGCAACGCCGAUGUCCAAAAAGAUGAAAUCAAACUUCUCACCAAGGUCUAACAGAACUAAAGAUCUUGCUGACGUAAUCAGCCCCAAAGCAGAAGAAAGAAGAAAGAUGUUCAUGUCUCUCUUACGUCUCUGGCCGGCUCGUGUUAAUGACGUAGCUCUUGAACAACACCAGAAGGUCAAGUACAUCACUAAACUAAGGGAAUCCCUACAGUACAUACGCUUCUUCCGGCCAAUCAACUACAGCGUGACGGAAGUGACGCUUGGAACGCCUGAUACCAUCCCCACAUUGAGCGAUCAUGGGGUAGGCCUGUACGAUUUAGCCAACAUGUUUUUGCUACAGGAUUUGAUGCCUUACUUAAGUGCUCCUCCAGAUUCAAGUCAGUUUGAAAUGGUAUGUGAGUGCUUGGCGGUCAGAGAAAGCAGUCUCUUGGAUAUUCCACUGCUCGAAGAUCUACACAUUGGUAAUCUAGAACCUUUACCGACAUUCUCGGAUGCAUUUAAAAUGAAAAACAAAGAAACUGAGAAUAAUGAUGAAAAGCUAAAUGAAAAUAAUCAAUUAGCAGACGUAGUUGAUAGAAUUGCAUCUGCUACAACAAUGGAGACAAACACAUUACCUCCGACAUUUAUGCAAGGGACAAAUUCGACGACACUUUCUCAGAACAAAACCAAUCUAGAGAUACCAGGCUAUACCGAACUUUCGAAUGAAUCACAAUGGAAGCCAAUGGCUGUAACAGAAUCAUCAGCCAAGCCAAUAAUGGCUAAGGAAUCGCCGAGAAAGUCAUCACAUGCAACAGAAUCAUCAGCUAAGCCAAUAAUGGCGAAGGAAUCGCCGAGAAAGUCAUCACAUGUAACAGAAUCAUCAGCUAAACCAAUAAUGGCAAAGGAAUCGCCGAGAAAGUCAUCACAUGUAACAGAAUCAUCAGCUAAGCCAAUAAUGGCAAAGGAAUCGCCGAGAAAGUCAUCACAUGCAACAGAAUCAUCAAUGAAGCAGAUUUCUGCCCUGGCGUUGACCGAGACUUCCAAUAGUUCAAUAGACUCGCCUACUCAACAAAAUACAACGAAAGAAUCACCCAUUAAGAAAAAAAGAUCAAGAAACAAGAAAAAACAUAAGGAUAAAAACCGACCCAAGCAGCAACUAGAGAUAGAAUUGCUAGUCAAGCAGCAACCCUCGAUAGAAUCGCCAGUCAAACAGCAGCCCGCGAUAGAUUCGCCAGUCAAGCAGCAACUAGAGAUAGAAUCACCAAUUAAGCAGCAACCCUCGAUAGAAUCGCCAGUCAAACAGCAGCCCGCGAUAGAAUCGCCAGUCAAGCAGCAACCCGCGAUAGAAUCACCAGUCAAGCAGCAACCCUCUAUAGAAUCGCCAGUCGAGAAGCAACCCGCAAUAGAAUCGCCAGUCAAGCAGCAUCCCGCGAUAGAAUCACCAGUCAAGCAGCAUCCCGCGAUAGAAUCACCAGUCGAGCAGCAACUCGCUAUAGAAUCGCCAGUCGAGCAGCAACCCGCUAUAGAAUCGCCAGUCGAGAAGCAACCCGCAAUAGAAUCGCCAGUCAAGCAGCAUCCCGCGAUAGAAUCACCAGUCAAGCAGCAUCCCGCGAUAGAAUCACCAGUCAAGCAGCAUCCCGCGAUAGAAUCACCAGUCGAGCAGCAACCCUCUAUAGAAUCGCCAGUCGAGCAGCAACCCUCUAUAGAAUCGCCAGUCGAGCAGCAACCCUCUAUAGAAUCGCCAGUCGAGCAGCAACCCUCUAUAGAAUCGCCAGUCAAGCAGCAACCAACUAUAGAAUCGCCAGUCGAGCAGCAACCCUCUAUAGAAUCGCCAGUCGAGCAGCAACCCUCUAUAGAAUCGCCAGUCGAGCAGCAACCCGCUAUAGAAUCGCCAGUCGAGCAGCAACCCUCUAUAGAAUCGCCAGUCGAGCAGCAACCCUCUAUAGAAUCGCCAGUCGAGCAGCAACCCUCUAUAGAAUCGGCAGACGAGCAGCAACCCUCUAUAGAAUCACCAGUCGAGCAGCAACCCUCUAUAGAAUCGCCAGUCGAGCAGCAACCCUCUAUAGAAUCACCAGUCGAGCAGCAACCCGCUAUAGAAUCGCCAGUCAAGCAGCAACCCGCUAUAGAAUCGCCAGUCAAGCAGCAACCCUCUAUAGAAUCGCCAGUCGAGCAGCAACCCUCUAUAGAAUCGCCAGUCGAGCAGCAACUCGCUAUAGAAUCGCCAGUCAAGCAGCAACCCUCUAUAGAAUCGCCAGUCGAGCAGCAACCCUCUAUAGAAUCGCCAGUCAAGCAGCAACCAACUAUAGAAUCGCCAGUCGAGCAGCAACCCGCUAUAGAAUCGGCAGUCAAGCAGCAACCAAUUAUAGAAUCGCCAGUCGAGCAGCAACCCGCUAUAGAAUCGGCAGACGAGCAGCAACCCGCUAUAGAAUCGCCAGUCGAGCAGCAACCAACUAUAGAAUCGCCAGUCGAGCAGCAACCCGCUAUAGAAUCGCCAGUCGAGCAUCAACCCGCUUUAGAAUCGCCAGUCGAGCAGCAACCCUCUAUAGAAUCACCAGUCGAGCAACAACCCGCUAUAGAAUCGCCAGUCGAGCAGCAACACUCUAUAGAAUCGCCAGUUGAGCAGCAACCCUCUAUAGAAUCGCCAGUCGAUCAGCAACCAACUAUAGAAUCGCCAGUCGAGCAGCAACCCGCUAUAGAAUCGCCAGUCGAGCAGCAACCCGCUUUAGAAUCGGCAGUCGAGCAGCAACCCUCUAUAGAAUCACCAGUCGAGCAGCAACCCGCUAUAGAAUCGCCAGUCGAGCAGCAACCCGCUAUAGAAUCGGCAGUCGAGCAGCAACCCGCUAUAGAAUCGCCAGUCAAGCAGCAACCAACUAUAGAAUCGCCAGUCGAGCAGCAACCCGCUAUAGAAUCGCCAGUCAAGCAGCAACCAACUAUAGAAUCGGCAGUCGAGCAGCAACCCGCUAUAGAAUCGCCAGUCAAGCAGCAACCAACUAUAGAAUCGCCAGUCGAGCAUCAACCCGCUUUAGAAUCGCCAGUCGAUCAGCAACCCUCUAUAGAAUCGCCAGUCGAGCAGCAACCCUCUAUAGAAUCGGCAGUCGAGCAGCAACCCGCUAUAGAAUCGCCAGUCGAGCAGCAACCCUCUAUAGAAUCGCCAGUCGAGCAGCAACCCUCUAUAGAAUCGCCAGUCGAGCAGCAACCCGCUAUAGAAUCGCCAGUCAAGCAGCAACCCGCUAUAGAAUCGCCAGUCAAGCAGCAACCAACUAUAGAAUCGCCAGUCGAGCAGCAACCCGCUAUAGAAUCGCCAGUCGAGCAGCAACCCGCUAUAGAAUCGGCAGUCGAGCAGCAACCCGCUAUAGAAUCGCCAGUCAAGCAGCAACCUGCUAUAGAAUCGCCAGUCGAGCAGCAACCCUCUAUAGAAUCGGCAGUCGAGCAGCAACCCGCUAUAGAAUCGCCUGUCAAGCAGCAACCAACUAUAGAAUCGCCAGUCGAGCAGCAACCCGCUAUAGAAUCGCCAGUCAAGCAGCAACCAACUAUAGAAUCGCCAGUCGAGCAGCAACCCGCUAUAGAAUCGCCAGUCGAGCAGCAACCCGCUAUAGAAUCGGCAGUCGAGCAGCAACCCGCUAUAGAAUCGCCAGUCAAGCAGCAACCAACUAUAGAAUCGGCAGUCGAGCAGCAACCCGCUAUAGAAUCGCCAGUCGAGCAGCAACCCGCUAUAGAAUCGCCAGUCAAGCAGCAACCAACUAUAGAAUCGCCAGUCGAGCAGCAACCCGCUAUAGAAUCGCCAGUCGAGCAGCAACCCGCUAUAGAAUCGGCAGUCGAGCAGCAACCCGCUAUAGAAUCGCCAGUCAAGCAGCAACCUGCUAUAGAAUCGCCAGUCGAGCAGCAACCCUCUAUAGAAUCGGCAGUCGAGCAGCAACCCGCUAUAGAAUCGCCAGUCAAGCAGCAACCCGCUAUAGAAUCGGCAGUCGAGCAGCAACCCGCUAUAGAAUCGCCAGUCAAGCAGCAACCAACUAUAGAAUCGCCAGUCGAGCAGCAACCCGCUAUAGAAUCGCCAGUCGAGCAGCAACCCGCUAUAGAAUCGGCAGUCGAGCAGCAACCCGCUAUAGAAUCGCCAGUCGAGCAGCAACCCGCCAUGGAAUUGCCAGUCGAGCAGCAACCAUCCAUGGAAUCGCCAGUCGAUCAGCAACCCGCCAUGGAAUCGCCAGUCGAGCAGCAACCCGCCAUGGAAUCGCCAGUCGAUCAGCAACCCGCCAUGGAAUCGCCAGUCGAGCAGCAACCCGCCAUGGAAUCGCCAGUCGAGCAGCAACCCGCCAUGGAAUCGCCAGUCGAGCAGCAACCCGCCAUGGAAUCGCCAGUCGAGCAGCAACCCGCCAUGGAAUCGCCAGUCGAGCAGCAACAGUCUCCAACAGACUCUCUUCCCAAGCAAAAAACUGCAACGGAUUUUUCAGCCAAGCAAAAACCCAUGAAUGACAAUCUAACCAUGCAAAAGUCUGAUGCAUAUACUUCGGACAUGCAAAAACCUUUGACAGACUGUAAAGACAAGCAAAAACCCGCAGCAGACUCUCCUUCUAAGCAAAAAACUACAUUUAAGUCUUCAGAAAUACAAACAUCUGCAACGCUGUCUCCGGCUAUGAAAACAUCAGAUUUGCAGAGCACAGCUAAUGUAGACUCGAACACAGCUAUUGCUUCAGUAACUUCGCCUUUUAAAAUACCUUUACCGUCAGAGACUUUACCACUGCAAGAGCCUGAGGUAAAUAUGGCGCAUGUAACGGAUAUUUUAUCUUUUACAGAACAAAUGCAUACAGCAAUUGAAAAAUAUUUUACACCAAACAAAGAAGAUUUCGAUUUUCUUCAUCAGCAAAGUCCACAAGACGCUGGAAAUGGCCAUUUGGUGGACAAAGAAAUACCUAAUCCUGAUCAGGGCUCUAUAAAUAUAGUUGUCAGUUCUUCUGGGGCAGCCUUUGACUCAAUGCCAAAGUAUAGCCCAACUAUUCGAAGGGCCGGGCCUCGCAAGGGGCCAGUUUUGUGCUUUGAUUGCGACGGCGAAGGAUGCGGGGACCCCAAGAAAGAAUGCUAUGCGAAUGGGUUCGCAGAGAGCAUCUAUGACGAGCUAAACAGUCACCUCUCCGACUCCUCCGACUCCACAAGCUGCGAACUGGGUGAGUAUGAAGACGACAAUCUGGAGAGCGUGGAUGACCUCUUGGACGAUGACAUUGACCUAUCACCUCCACCGACCCAUCAAAGAACUUUGGAGAGGAUUGUACGGGGCACUGAUGACAGCAGAGAAUUAAGUACCAGAAAACAAAGAAGGCCACGCCCCCACCUCAGCGAAAACUUAAAAAGAUGUCUGAACUGCCGUCGCAGAAUGGGGAAGCUGUUGGUGUGUAGGCAGUGUGACACUGCCACCUACUGCAGCCAAAUGUGCCAGAAGGAGGACUAUCAGAAGCACCGAGUGGAGUGUAAACGUGUAGUCAAGUGGAACUGCGCCUGUCAUAGACUUGGUGAUUAUAUGGUCAAGUACCUGACAAAUCAGCACCUGAAAGUUAUCACCGAGUUCAGGCAAAUCCCAGACUGUUAUCAAUCUCUACAAGGUUACAACAGAGCAGUACUGUGUGAAUUGGCAGGACGAUGUGAUUACUAUCCAAAAGAGGAUUAUGCUAUCUUUAUACGGGAUGAAACAGGCAUGGAAAUUCCUCUAGUUAUCAGUGUGGAUAAAUCGUAUUAUACCUCCCAGCACUCCAAAGAGGAGAUUCCUUUCCCCCAGCUGUUUCAACCAGGGCGCUUCCUCGUUGUUCUACACCCGGUGUGGGUGCUGCUCUGUGACUUCCGGGAAGGACUGCGUUUGACUGAUCUGCGUAGUCUCUUGUUAGUGAAAUACUUCAGUGAGUUGUAGGUGUUGAUCUUAGAAGUACCCUAGGUGUAGAUACUGACUACUGAAAAGUACCUGAAGUGUAGAUGUCGAUCGUUGAGAAGUACCUGAGAUAAAGACUGCUGAGUAGUACCUGAUGUGUAGCUGCUGACUGUGGAAAAUAGCCACAAUGCUUGUUUUUUCAACCUAAAUUUACAUAGUAUUUAUCUUAAUUUUUAAAUUUUCAUUCACAAAUUGUAAUUUUACAUUUAGCCUACAAAUUUAAUGCCUAUUUUUUUAUUAUGACA
Biomphalaria glabrata is the source of this 7514-nucleotide messenger RNA. Its product is annotated as protein piccolo-like. Lineage: Eukaryota; Metazoa; Mollusca; Gastropoda; Planorbidae. Gene Ontology annotation, biological process: negative regulation of protein sumoylation. The record is from RefSeq and is a predicted model, not a curated record. The transcript has 6 exons. Gene Ontology annotation, molecular function: calcium ion binding. The coding region runs from base 328 to 7251 and encodes 2307 amino acids.